Nannospalax galili (Upper Galilee mountains blind mole rat) is the source of this 5251-nucleotide messenger RNA. RefSeq names its product StAR related lipid transfer domain containing 4 (gene Stard4). Bases 678 to 1058 code for a protein of 126 amino acids. Gene Ontology annotation, molecular function: cholesterol binding; cholesterol transfer activity. Gene Ontology annotation, biological process: intracellular cholesterol transport; cholesterol transport involved in cholesterol storage; cholesterol import. Gene Ontology annotation, cellular component: endoplasmic reticulum; cytosol. The record is from RefSeq and is a predicted model, not a curated record. The transcript has 4 exons. NCBI's taxonomy places the organism in Eukaryota, Metazoa, Chordata, Mammalia, Rodentia, Spalacidae.
AUGAAGCUGCUGUCCUCACUUCUUAUAUAUAGAAUGUUCUGAAGUGCCUUGCCAAAGGUACUGUUUCUAGAAAAAAUGACUUGUACAAUAUUUAUGACAUGGACAGGGAGACUAGAGUUGGAUUAAGCAUUGUAAACAAGUCUGAGAAUGAAUUCUUCAGAUCAGUAAUUCCCAGUGGGGACUGAAAAACAUAAAAAGUGCUAAGGGAGCACUACACUCAGAUUUUAAGAGACUUCAUGGAAGAGCUAAUUUGUUUGAGUUGACACUUAAAGGAAGAAUAGAUGCUUCUUAAGAACAAAGCGCUAGUUCAUACUCCAGGCAAAAUAAUGGCUCCUUCUUUCCAGAGAAGAGGAGCACUUAGGGAUUUUUAUUAGGGAAGUAGAAGUUCUGCUUAUACAACUGGAGCAUCAAACCUGAGGGUGGGGAAAGCUUGAGUCUGGGGGCCCUUGAAUUCUACAGGAAGGAAUGCCAUUUUUCUUCCCCAGUUCCCACCCUGUUCUCCAGGUCCUCAGAAGAUUCAGAAUUUAGCAUAAUACUGUGAAAGAUGGAAAUGAUCAUGGAGAAUGUUAAGAGACUGUCCUUAGGGCUACAAAGUACAAGGUGUUAUAGAUGACAUUGUCAAUAGUGUGAUAGAUCAUAUACGCCCAGGGCCCUGGCGCUUGGAUUGGGACCGGUUAAUGACUUCUUUGGAUAUAUUGGAGCAUUUUGAAGAGAAUUGCUGUGUGAUGCGUUACACUACUGCUGGUCAGCUUUGGAAUAUAAUUUCACCAAGAGAGUUUGUUGAUUUCUCCUACACUGUGGGAUAUGAGGAAGGACUUUUAUCCUGUGGGGUGAGUCUUGACUGGAGUGAAACAAGACCGGAAUUUGUUCGCGGCUAUAACCAUCCCUGCGGUUGGUUUUGUGUUCCACUUAAAGACAAUCCAAACCAAAGUCUUUUGACAGGUUAUAUUCAGACAGAUCUUCGUGGAAUAAUCCCACAGUCUGCAGUAGACACGGCCAUGGCAAGCACUUUAACCAACUUUUAUGGUGAUUUGCGAAAAGCUUUACAAAAUGUAUAAUAUGUUCAAAUGUGUAGAACUGUGGUUUGUAAGCCAGCUCUUCUGCUUGGCUGCAUGACCUAUAAAAGUCAUCAAUUCCUGUCUACCGUGUGGCUUGGGGAAACUUUUGGAAUAUUUUUGGUUUAGCAGUACAAUAUUUUAUGUUUUGUCUGAAGUGAAUAGCUGUCUAAAAAGGCAGUUAAAUUUUUUUCAACUUUUAUUUGCACAUCGUUUGGUAUGGAAGUAUGUCUAGGAAUGGAAAGAAUGACGUCAAGACAUCCACCAAGACUUAGAUACAGGUAUUCAGGUCAGACUGUUCACAGAAGCGAAAUAGUGCCUCGGUAUGAAUAUUUUGGCUGUCUGUAAGUCAGAGAAUGUAUAAAUUCUAUUCGUGUUAUUUUAGAGCAUUGGGACACUUUGUAAAAUUUUAAUGGUUCUUGGUAUAAAUGUUGUGCUUUAAUUUGGGUAUGCUCUAUGAGUUCACCAGGAGCUUGGGCAAAAGGAAAAAGCAAUUCUCCAUGUUCUAGAAAGAUGAAGUUCAUUGUCAACUGACUUGUACUAUUUUAAGAUUUAAGAAGACAAAAAAUGAGAAGAGAUUAGCUAGUCUAGUAACUACAGAUUUGAUUCAAAUAUAAUUUUAGAUACCUAGAUAGAAUUCUUCUGUAAAGUCUAUAAAAACAUUCAUGUCUUUCUGUGUGUUUAUUUUGGGAGUUAUCAGAACAUUUGUUCAUACAUGUCAUUAUACAGAAAACUGCUAGGCGUGCACUGGGACACCAUGCUGAGCAGUAGUGAGCACUGUACGAAGCUGCUGCUGGUGUCCCCUCCUCACCAGCAGAUGCUAAAAGGUAGACUCGGUGAGUGUUCUGUGCAUGUUUCAGUUGUAGAAGUACCACUCAACUCAGAGCAUUACAAACUGCAUUCACAGCUGUGAUGUAACGAGUCUGAACUAACAAAUGCAUCCUUACAGUUAGCCAGACGCCUAGAUGUUGUAUGGUAAAUGAGUUAUAGAUGGGGCUAACCUAAAUGAACAUUCCUUACUGAUGAUGAUUCCUAAUCAUUCUUUGAUUUUUGAAUUAAUCUGCCCAGUUUGCUUCUAAAUUGAAACCCAGUGAUGAUUCAGUGUGCGUGCAGCUCCGUAUUUAUGUGUGCACUCCCAAUGAGCCCCUUCAGGCCGAGUGUCAGUUUCCUGUGUUACUGGUUCACUCUUCGCCAUUUGCUUCCUCCUGCUCCCCUCUUUUUUCUAACCUUUCCUGCCUUUUCCUUUUUCCUUUUUCAGCUAAUAGGGAGUACAGAGAGCUCUGGAAUUAAUUAUGUGAAGGCAAACCACAAAAAACCACAAAAGUAUACAGUGGUUCAAGUGCAUGAAUGGGUUUGAUCUUUCUUAUGUUACUGUGUUUUCCUAAACAUUAAAAAGUCAGUUUUUCAGACUCAUUUUGACACAGCCAAAAAAGUGACAUUUUUUUCCUUCUUCUUUUUUUUUUUUUUUUAAAAAAUUGUGCAACUGGAGAUGAUGGUUUCCAAGAAACAAAAAGUGGCAGCCUCAGAAUUCACAGUGAACAACCUCAUAGAUUUUAGAUGGAAAAUAAGGCUUGAGGGCAUGACAGAAGCAGUGCCCAGGGAAUCUUGUACUCUCAGUUGGUAAUUAGUCACGCGUCCCUUUCUUAAUUGUUUGAAACUUUUGAACUGCUGGGCUUCUAUGCUGCUUUUCUUUAGUAGUGAAAGAAAAUCCAGUUUAGAGUGAGUACUGGAAAUGGUUAAAUGUUAACUUUGAUGUCAUCUGUUUGCCUUCAUGUGUUUUUAUUAGUUUAGAGCAGACGGUCUUACUACAAGGGCUAUUGGUCCUGAGCUGCGGGCCUCUAAUGACAACCCAGGUGCCCAGUGUCACUCAGUGAGUGUUCCCUCCAGUAAGUGAUAAUGAGUUCACUGCUGAGCAUGGACCCACUGCGGGUAAAAUGACUGUUGUGGAAAUGCUUUCAUUAUGAUAUUGAGUCCUACAAUGGAUAAAAAAAUUGUGUUUUAAUCACCUGAAACUUACAUAGUGCUUCUAAAUGAUACUUUAAAUUUGCUGGUUUCCAACUGCACUUUUACAAUAAGUGACUGUUUAAAGAUACAUAGUUUACAUAAUACAGUUUACCCAUGUUAAAUAUAUAGUUGAGUAAUCUUAAAAAUUACAUCUGAGAGUUGUUCAGUCAUUAUUUUAGAACACUUCUGUCCAUUUUUAGAACACUUCUGUCACCCCAAAAGAUCCCUUUUGUCUGUUUGCAUGUUCAUUCAAGCAAAGUUUAUCCCAGCUGCCAGGAUGGGGAAGGAGUGAGAAAGAUUGCAGUAGGAUGUGGUUGGUUCUAAGAGUACAGAUGUGUGUGUGUGUGUGUGUGUGUGUGUGUGUGUGUGUGUGUGCGUAAAUUUAAGCUCAGGAACUUAGUUAUAAUAUGGUAUGUUUAUCUCAUGUCAUAAUAAAAAUUAAAUGCUGUAAGGUGGGGUUGAUGCUAACAGUUGGGCCUGCUACUUCUGUAGCAGUACAGUCAGACAGAAAACUAAGCCAUAUGUGUAACUUAAAAUAUCCUAGCAGCCACAUAAAAAUAAAAAUAUACAGCUGAAAUUCAUUUCAGAAUUGUUUUAUUUAACAUAUCUAAAAUAUUUCAACGUGUAAUAAAUGUAAAAACUUUAUUCAGAUAGCCUGUGAUCUUUUCUAUUAAUUCUUUGAAAUCUGGUCUGUCUUUUACUGAUGUGAACUAGCUACAUUUAAAGCGUUCAUUAACCACACAAGGCCAGUGGCUGCCAUAAUGAUUAGCACAGUUCUACAAAAUUCAUGUUCAUUUGUCUUGCUGUGAGUAGUCAGUUCAUAAAUUACUCUCUUAAGCAGAAAUCUUUCCAAGUUUGUAGAGCCUUCAGUGUAUAGGACAUCAUUACUUUGGAGAUAAAUUACUAAUUCCCAAUAAAAUAAAAUUUAUUGUCUCAAAAUACUUUUUCUUAAAAGACAGUAACUUUUGUUAGGGCAGUUAAGGAUUUGGAAGAAUGUAAUCUACCAUGUUGUUACAUAUUUGAACAUUUUGUUGUAUAUGCAGGAAAUGCAGUAUAUACUGGCAUUUUUUAAAAAGAGAAUUAAUUUCCUACAAGAGACAUUUUUGUAUUGAAUAUUAGUACUUGUUGAUGACUUUGGGGGGGGGGGAAUGGGAUCUUGCUGUAGCCCCAGGUGGCCUGGAACUCACUAUGUAGACCAGGCUAGCUGGGAUUCAAGGCAUGCACCACUAUACCUGGCUUUUUUUGUUGAUAACUCUUGAAAUAAUUCUCAGCAAAAAUAAUAGACUAUACUGUUCUUCAGCUCUCUGUGCUGUAAACCAUUGUAGAGAUUGUGAAUGUCAGUCCUCACAUCACUGUUCGAAGAGGCGAGGUGUCUUUGAAAUUGUGGGUUUCUAGGUAUAAAAUUAUGUCCCAGCUCAUAGAUUUUUUCUCCCUCAUCAUCCCCCUUUUCUUUUCUAGUCGAAGGUCAUUUGAUUAAUACUCAAAUUGAAUAAUCUAAUUCAACAUCUUAAGGUAAAAAAUAUAAUAGGUUCUGGAGAAGAUAGGGUCACAAUGCAUAAUUUUUGUCUCUGUCUAUUUUAGGUCUGAUAAGUCCCCUUUUAUGUAGAUUAUACUUGUACUUGUUUAUUUGGGUGCUUACUAUCAUCCUUAGAUGUUAAAUCCGAGGUCUUUUAAUUAAAUGGAUAUUGUAGCUUUCUGAACCCUAUAGAAAAAUUAAUAGAACACAGAGAAGCUAAUGGAAAUCUUUGACCUGGUCUCCAUUGAACUUGUGUAAGUACUUGUCCAGUCCACCUUACCCCUCCUUUCCUUCCUUUUUUGUGGUGGCAGGGAUUAAAGCUAGGGCCUUAUGCAUGCUGGGACUGAGCUACACUUCUAGCCCCUGGGUGAUCUCACUUGACUUCUCUAAGUAUGGAAUGGUGGAACCUGAACAUGGUGGGAAGAAACAAGACUAAUUCCAGAGCAUGGGGCUGGAAUUACAAUUUCUUCAUUAUUGUGUUUCUAGAAAUUUUACAUAUGUAGCUAAAUAUUAAAAAUCAUCUCAUUAUUCAAGAAAAGCUAUAUUACAUAUUUUUAAGAUGUUUAUAAUUGUAUGAAUAUAUGCAAAAUUAGAAUAACUGUUCAUAUAAAUAAAAUGUAUAUUUUAAAAUUACAAUGGAAUCUAUCUUAAUAAAGAUUUCUAGACAUUCUUGUAA